Molecule: messenger RNA, 1361 nt
Organism: Vigna angularis (adzuki bean)
Lineage: Eukaryota; Viridiplantae; Streptophyta; Magnoliopsida; Fabales; Fabaceae
Product: GDSL esterase/lipase At5g03610
Exons: 4
Coding region: 147-1199 (350 amino acids)
Molecular function (GO): hydrolase activity, acting on ester bonds
Source: RefSeq, a predicted model, not a curated record
UCAUUGAAUUCUCUAUCAGUUUCAAAAUUCCCAAAUGCCACGCGUUGCCCACUUCUUUCUCCUUUCACUAUAAAAAGCCAUUCGAUUUCAUCAUCACCAUCAAACACUCCUUUUAACUUCACAACAAAAUUGAAAUACCUCAUUCUAUGAUGAACUCACACAACCAACAGCUUUCCCUCUUAUGUCUUUCUCUAGCACUUCUACUUCUCUCAGGUUUGAGAGUUGAGGCUAGGUUGCAACAUCAUGCGACCAGUUACCAAAAAUUGUUUGUUUUUGGCGACUCCUAUGUGGAUACUGGAAACACGAGAAUAGAUCAACCUGGGUCGUGGAAAAACCCUUACGGCAUAACUUUCCCCGGAAAACCUGCCGGAAGAUUCUCGGACGGUAGAGUUCUAACAGACUACAUUGCUAAGUUUUUGGGACUCAAAUCGCCUCUUCCCUACAAAUUUAGGAAAUUCAUUCCACAAAAUUUGAAAUACGGGAUGAACUUUGCAUAUGGUGGUACUGGCGUGUUUGACACAUCCUCCAAAAACCCAAACAUGACAAUCCAAAUAGAUUUCUUCAAGCAGUUGAUCAAAGAAAAUGUGUACACAGCUUCAGACCUCAGCAAUUCUGUGGCACUUGUCUCUGUCGCAGGAAAUGAUUACAAUUUCUACUUGGCAAGAAAUGGCUCUAUUCAGGGUUUUCCCUCUUUCAUCGCCUCGGUGGUUAAUCAAACUGCAAUCAACUUGCUUCGCAUCCAAAGUCUGGGAGUGAAGAAAAUUGUUGUGGAUGGUCUACAGCCACUUGGAUGUCUUCCUGGAAACACAGCCUCAUUAUCAUUCCAAAAAUGUAACAGUACCUUCAAUGACCUCGUACUGCUCCACAACAACUUAUUGAACCAAGCUGUGACCAAGUUGAAUCAACAAACCAAGAAUCAAACAACAUUCAUCGUUCUUGAUCUUUACGACAGUUUCUUGUCGGUGCUGAACAACCCAUCUAACAAUAACAUCAAGGACGCAUUCAAGCCUUGUUGCGUUGGUAUAAGCAGCCAAUAUUCAUGUGGAAGUGUGGAUGAAAACAAUGUUAAGAAAUAUAAGGUCUGUGAUCAUCCCAAAUCAGCUUUCUUUUGGGACCUUUUGCAUCCCUCUCAAGCUGGUUGGCUUGCCGUGUAUAACGAGUUGCAAACCUCAAAGGCUCUUCAACAAAUCCGAUACUGAAGAGCUUUGCACAUGCAGCUAUUGCUAGGGCUCUUGUUUGUUGUGUGAUAACGGUGCACCCUCAUUUCAUUUCUCAAUUUAUCCACAAAUUGUGUUUUGUUUUUAUUUUAUUCAAAAUUUUAUAUGGGUGAAAUGCUUAAAUAGACUGCUCUUUUUUGUGAC